CGGACAGCCAGCGCGGGACUUUUCAAUUUUCUUCCGCCCAAUCGGGAAAAGACUGUGCCUAUAAAGACUGCUGAGCCGGGCGGGCACCAGGUUACUGUCCCUGCCGCUGCGCCGGAGAAUUUGUGCCUCUUCGCUAUGGCCCGGACGAAGCAGACUGCCCGCAAAUCGACCGGUGGCAAGGCCCCGCGGAAACAGUUGGCCACCAAGGCGGCCCGCAAGAGCGCACCGGCCACCGGCGGCGUCAAGAAGCCGCACCGCUACCGGCCGGGCACCGUGGCCCUGCGCGAGAUCCGGCGCUACCAGAAGUCCACCGAGCUGCUGAUCCGCAAGCUGCCGUUCCAGCGGUUGGUGCGCGAGAUCGCGCAGGACUUCAAGACAGACCUGCGUUUCCAAAGCUCGGCGGUAAUGGCGCUGCAGGAGGCGAGCGAGGCCUACCUGGUGGGCUUGUUCGAGGACACCAACCUUUGUGCCAUCCACGCCAAGCGCGUGACCAUCAUGCCCAAGGACAUCCAGCUGGCCCGCCGCAUCCGCGGGGAGCGGGCUGCUCUUUUCAGAGCCACCCACAGCAGCACUCAGAAGGAGCCGCACCGCUUGCCCUCCGCCCUCUCCCGGGGGCGGUCUGGUAUUCCCGCGCGAGGGGAGUGGGGAGGGCAGGAUGUCAGGCCGUGGGAAGGCGUUACUUUAGCUUUGCAAAGAAGGUCGCAGAGCGGGCGGAGAGUCCAGCGGGCUUGCCGCUCGCCUGGUCAUCGGGGACACGCGGUUCAGCUCUUGGUGCGGCUCCCCACCGCCCUGUCGCAGCCACAGCCGCAGCCCUGCUCUGUCCGUUUUACGCGACUCGCCCCUCCCCGGGAACCCUCUACGCUAUCGGUAGCCACCCGGAAUGAUGGCAAGUUGCCCAGGGCCGCGGCGGGGCGGGGGCGGGGGCGGGGGCGGGGUCCCGGACAACCUUAUCCCGCGAUUGAGUCACUAGGGGACGCUCGGGAUUCGCGGUCCGCAGCCUUCGGCCACUGGGCGGGGUUGGGCUGGCCUGACCUUAACGCAGCGGCGAGGGAAGCGCCGCCCUCUACUGGCCCUAGCCGGCGACCUCUCGGCCCCUCAGCCGGAAGUGACUGCGUCCCGAAUGACGUUCUCCAGAAAUACCUUCAGCACACCGCGGGUCUCCUCGUAAAUGAGGCCGGAGAUACGCUUGACACCCCCACGCCUAGCAAGCCGCCGGAUUGCGGGCUUGACAUGACCAGUGCAGUUCGAGAACAGCCUUUGCCAGCGUUGAGGGCGGCUUGCCAUUGUUAUACAAGAGGAUCGGACCAGAUUGAAAACCGAAAGCGCGCCGGCGGGAAGAUUUCUAAUUGUUCCAGCUCUCUGAGCAUUUCAAGCAUGGCCCGAACCAAGCAGACUGCCCGCAAAUCGACCGGUGGCAAGGCCCCGCGGAAGCAGCUGGCCACUAAGGCGGCCCGCAAGAGCGCACCGGCCACCGGCGGCGUCAAGAAGCCGCACCGCUACCGGCCGGGCACCGUGGCCCUGCGCGAGAUCCGGCGCUAUCAGAAGUCCACCGAGCUGCUGAUCCGCAAGCUGCCAUUCCAGCGGUUGGUGCGCGAGAUCGCGCAGGACUUCAAGACAGACCUGCGUUUCCAGAGCUCGGCGGUAAUGGCGCUGCAGGAGGCGAGCGAGGCCUACCUGGUGGGCUUGUUCGAGGACACCAACCUUUGUGCCAUCCACGCCAAGCGCGUGACCAUCAUGCCCAAGGAUAUCCAGCUGGCCCGCCGCAUUCGCGGGGAGCGGGCUUAAAUGAUGUGCUGAGUAGCCAAUAUAAAGGCUCUUUUCAGAGCCACCUACGUUUUCAGCAAGAGCAGCUGUACCAGCCUUUAAGCUGUCCACGCCUGUACACCAAUAUUUUGAGUAGUAAAGUCAGGGAAAACUCCCUCGUGGUGGAUGAGGAAUCCCAACACCCAACCUGUAAUCUGGUUCUUUGGGUACAGGAGUUUAUCUUGGUACCGGUCAAGCCUCCUUUACUUGCUGGUGUAGCUUUUCCUAUUGUGUGAGGGAAAGUCUUUGAGCGAAAACAAGGGAUGCCCUGAGGCCUGAUAAUAUUGAGGUCAAGACCGGAAGCGAGUUCUUUAAUUUGUGUUUAGGAAUUAUAUGAAGCUGGUUUGUAACGUGAUAGGUUCUUUGUUGUAUAAUACAAGCUAUGCAAACCAGAACAGCAAUUUGGGAAAGGAAUACCUGCCGGUUUUUAAAAACGAAGGGGUUGAGUGUAUCGUUAAGACCUACGAAAUAUAAACGAUGCAAAAGCAAGGGGUAGUUAACUUCAUCUAGUGCUCUGAAAAUUCCGCAUAGAAAUACACGGUUUAGUGAAAAUUCACUAGCUGAAAAUACCCCAAAGAAGUGAAACUACCGCUGUACGUAAUUUACUGGUUAAUUUGAAAUGGAAUAUUUUGAUUGGUUGUUAAGACUUUUGUUCUAAUGACCACUAAGGAAGGGCAACCAGAAUCUAUUAUUUACAUGGACUCCGCCCCUCUAUGACGACAUUAUUGUAAAUUAACCAAUAAAAAAUGCAGUACUGUGGGAGUCUUCAUUUGCAUACCCUCUCUAUAAGUAGCGCGUAACCAGCUGGUUCUGUUGUAGUCGCUGAU
Molecule: messenger RNA, 2630 nt
Organism: Sciurus carolinensis (gray squirrel)
Lineage: Eukaryota; Metazoa; Chordata; Mammalia; Rodentia; Sciuridae
Exons: 5
Coding region: 136-1785 (549 amino acids)
Cellular component (GO): nucleosome
Molecular function (GO): structural constituent of chromatin; protein heterodimerization activity; DNA binding
Source: RefSeq, a predicted model, not a curated record